Messenger RNA from Gaeumannomyces tritici R3-111a-1, 428 nucleotides. RefSeq lists its product as hypothetical. The transcript has a single exon. Bases 1 to 375 code for a protein of 124 amino acids. The record is from RefSeq and is a predicted model, not a curated record. Lineage: Eukaryota; Fungi; Ascomycota; Sordariomycetes; Magnaporthales; Magnaporthaceae.
AUGGGAGAGGGGAAGCGGGGAGGAGGGGAUAUUGGGGAAGCGACGGGUAAAAGCAGCCUUGAUGCAGGUGCCCAAGAGGAGGAUGAGGGAGAGGAAGGGCUUCCCAUGGUUCGAAGGAGCCAGGUACGGAACUCGGCCGACCUCGACUCUGGUAGAGGCCUGACCCAUCGUCUAGCCCGCUUCAGGUCUGCUCUGGGAGGAUUCGAGGCAAAUCAUGGUUGCAACCCAAUGGGCAAUUCGCAAUUCCACCACGCCGAGGUUUCACUGGGAGCAAGCAGGAAAGAGUGGUUGGCAGAGAAGGGAGCGAGAACUGCGUGUGUGCCCUUCUCCGCACGACGGGCUGCAUUGGCGACGGCUGUUUGCUCGCUCGCUUAGGCAUUUUGGAGCAAGAGGUGAGUGUGGAGGCCCAACACGAACGUACAAUGGGG